UACCACAUGACGUCAAGCUGAAAGAUCAAGGGAGGCUGAGGAGCACAUGUAAGGCUGCGACCCACACAUUUUUCCCCCACCUGAGUCUGUUCCCGUUACGAGCAUCACCCACACCGCAGCUAGCCAUGCCUGGACCCUUCAAGAAGCCCCGGGCGGUGUUCCCUGUGGAGGAGCACCCGCCUGAGGACAGUGACGAGGAGAUGGAGCAGGAUGAGAUGAUUGGACAGAGCGUGAAUGUAGACUUUGAAGGCUUCCCCGCCACUGAUGCAGACUUCCACGGCAUGAAGCGUCUCCUGCAGCAGUGUUUCCGAGGGUUAGAGGUGGACAUCUCAGGCCUCACUGACACUAUCAUCUCUCAAAAUUAUGUGGGUUCGGUUAUCAAGCAAGUUGAUGCAGAAGAAGAUGAUGAUGAUGAUGAAGAAGAGAUGAAUGAUGAUGGCAGUGAAGAGCAGCAAGUGUUUGGGGUCACAACUGUCAUUAACCUCACAGCAAGAAAGGACGAGGAGUGUGUGGCAGGGCUGAGGAGUGCGUUGGUGGAGAUGUGUUCAAGCAGUGGGCCAGACUCCACCACAGCACUCCUAAGGGAUAUACUGGGCAAUGAAAGCAAGCACGUGGGUCUCCUAGUGUCCGAGAGGCUUGUCAAUCUGCCUCCUCAGUUUGCCAUCCCUGUAUUUGAUUGUCUGAGGAAGGAGAUUAAUGAGGCGAAGAAGAAGAAGAUGCCCUAUGACUUUGCCUACCUGCUGUUGAUAUGCAAGGUGUACAAGUUAGAGAAGAAGAAGAAGAAGAAAACUGUGGAAACUGAACUGUGGGGAAACCCAGAGGAGGAAGUCAUAGCAGAGGAGUGUAAGGCAAGUUUCGAGUACAAUGUGAAGGGACAAGCCUCUAUAUCUGGCGAAUGGGAUGAAGAUGACCCAGAAUACACUCCCUACCGUCGCGUUCUUGUCCUCGAGGCCGCGAGACUCCCAGAAAUCAUUGCCAAGGUCAAACAGGCGGUGCAAUGAGGUUGAGUGCGGCUUUGACCUUUUGUGACCUCUUUCAUGUUGACCAUUGUGAAAAGAUUCUAUAUAAAGAUGAUGCAUUUUGUUUUUCUGUUUUACAA
Molecule: messenger RNA, 1099 nt
Organism: Portunus trituberculatus (swimming crab)
Lineage: Eukaryota; Metazoa; Arthropoda; Malacostraca; Decapoda; Portunidae
Product: protein BCCIP homolog
Cellular component (GO): nucleus
Source: RefSeq, a predicted model, not a curated record